Messenger RNA from Pseudogymnoascus destructans, 930 nucleotides. RefSeq lists its product as uncharacterized. Lineage: Eukaryota; Fungi; Ascomycota; Leotiomycetes; Thelebolales; Thelebolaceae. The transcript is spliced from 5 exons. The record is from RefSeq and is a predicted model, not a curated record. The coding region runs from base 133 to 603 and encodes 156 amino acids. Gene Ontology annotation, cellular component: cytoplasm.
CCCCUCUAUCGUGGAGACAAUAUUUUAUACCCUUUGGACAUACUUGGAGGGCUGAAAUCUACUAGGUUUCGAAGAUUUUAUUUCGUUUUACACCAACCUUGUUUGUAAAUAGAUUAUAAAAGCACACCAACGAUGUCGGGGCCACCUGCGAAGUUCAACGCCGAAGAGGCCGAUAACUUGGAGGAUAUUGAGAAGCAGUUUGCGGUGAAAGCUGUGCAACACAUGUCGACUUACUGGGCAAUCCUCGAGAAAGUCAAGGGAUCCUCCCUCAAACUGACGAAGAUGGACGAUGAUAUCUACGAGCAUCUGAGGAAAGACCUUCCAGAGUUUGAUCCUGCAGCUACCAUCAACGAGGAUGAGAUGAAGAGCAAACUAGGCAAGGAGAAGUGGCGCAACUUCAUGAUGUUUUAUGACAAGAAGAUUGACGACUACAACUUCGGAACGAUGCUGAGGACCAGCCCAACGGAGGAAUACACACAGGAUGGUACCAUUUUUGUGCCAAGAAUGCAGUUUUACGCUGUUGAAAUCGCAAGAAACCGCAACGGACUGAAUGACUGGAUUUACGAGAAGGCACAGAAUGAGAAGGCUGUCACAGAGUCGUAGACAACACACCCAAUCAAGGAAAUCACGACCCAAUUUAUAACUUACAUAUGCUUUGGUGGGCCCCUGAUAUGAUAGGAUAUUGAGAAAUCCGACCGAAAUUUGUGGGAAAAUACGGAUGUGAGGUAGCCUGGAAUGGUACAGUACCUUUUCAAUUAUUCAGGUACACCUCAUAGCCCUUUCAUUCGUGUCACCACCACAGCACGGGCUCUCCCUUGCUUGGUAGCGAUUUUAUUAUAGUUGAUGCAUCACCUGUUACCCAGCGCCAUUGCUGCUUCCGGCGACCGAAAUCUCAAAAUUGCGAUUGAUUCGGCCGCUUCUAAGAACAAU